This is a messenger RNA of Hylaeus anthracinus, 2476 nucleotides long. Its product is annotated as b(0,+)-type amino acid transporter 1-like. Gene Ontology annotation, molecular function: L-amino acid transmembrane transporter activity. The coding region runs from base 387 to 2099 and encodes 570 amino acids. Gene Ontology annotation, biological process: amino acid transmembrane transport. The transcript is spliced from 6 exons. Gene Ontology annotation, cellular component: membrane. NCBI's taxonomy places the organism in Eukaryota, Metazoa, Arthropoda, Insecta, Hymenoptera, Colletidae. The record is from RefSeq and is a predicted model, not a curated record.
ACGCCUAGUUCAUCGUCAGAGCUGGAUCGGUGCAUAUCGUGUUGCAAUAUUAUAACCUCGCACGACUCUGCUAAUACGACGCAUACGGGGAGUCACGGUAGGGUAGCGCAAUAACAAAAUACUUGAUUUCGAAGACGGAAGACGUACAUUGCAGCGGGGUGUUACCGUCCGAAUAAUCCAGUCAGAAAAGAAGGGCGCACGGAACGGUCGCCCAUCGAAUUGCGAACGAGAGAGACUCGCGAGCGAAUUUAGCGCGAGAAGAGAGUCAGACGGCGAGCAGAAGACAGCUGUAGUCUGGCAAAGGCAGUGGUUGCACCGAAAAGUCGGCGUGGUGUCAUGAGAGGCGGUCUCACAGUCCGCCCUUCUUAUCGGUCCCUCUUAGAGUCAUGCAUGUCGCGUCCUUCAAACGAGCUACCGUGGGACAUGAUCCACAGACGAGCAACGGUAAUCAGCCGCAGCAACAGUUGCAACCCGGUGGUUGGAUUGGAGUUCCCGAGACGACGCUGGUGUCGCGAUCGGCUAGGAGCAACGGAAACAGCAACGGCUGGAACCCUGUUGUUACGACGCCGUUUCAGCAUCAACAACAGCUACACGAACGGAAACAAAAAGAAACUAAAUCUGGGGACCUGGGAGAUGAUGAAGACGGGGGUGGAGGGGGUGGAGGGCUGGAGGGGGCGGACCCAGAGGAGAACAACUCUGUUCACCUCAAGAGACGGGUGGGACUCGUCAGUGGGGUGGCUCUAAUCGUUGGUACCAUGAUAGGUUCCGGGAUAUUCGUUUCGCCGUCAGGGCUUUUAGUUCGAACUGGCAGUAUCGGAAUCAGCUUCCUCGUAUGGACGGCCUGCGGCUUGUUGAGUCUGUGCGGCGCGUUGGCAUACGCCGAGCUGGGUACGAUGAACACGAGCAGCGGUGCUGAAUAUGCGUACUUCAUGGACGCGUUCGGCGCACCGCCUGCAUUCCUCUUCUCAUGGGUCUCCACUUUGGUCUUGAAGCCGUCUCAGAUGGCUAUCAUAUGCCUCUCGUUCGCGCAAUACGCGGUAGAAGCGUUCGCAGCCGACUGCGAUCCACCCGAGGAAGUCGUCAAGAUCGUAGCGCUUCUGGCAAUCAUACUUAUACUGCUGGUGAAUUGUUACAGCGUUAAUCUGGCCACGGGUGUGCAGAAUGCGUUCACUGCGGCCAAAUUGAUCGCCAUACUCGUUGUAAUCGCCGGCGGUUCUUACAAGCUAAUACAGGGUAACACACAGCAUCUCAAAGGCGCUUUCAACACAAUGGAUGGCAGCUCCACCGUAAAUAUUGGAAGGCUGGCCACAGCUUUCUACACCGGUUUAUGGGCGUACGACGGUUGGAACAACCUGAAUUACGUCACGGAAGAAAUCAAAGACCCCUCGAAAAAUCUGCCGCGUUCCAUUAUGAUCGGUAUACCCCUCGUCACACUUUGUUACGCGUUGAUAAACGUCUCUUACUUAGCUGUGAUGUCGCCGUCGGAGAUGAUAGAAAGCGAAGCCGUCGCAGUGACUUUUGGAAAUCGGAUUCUUGGCGUUAUGGCGUGGCUCAUGCCGCUCUCGGUAGCAAUCAGCACGUUCGGUUCCGCAAAUGGUACUCUCUUUGCAGCAGGUAGACUAUGCUUCGCUGCAUCCCGAGAGGGUCAUUUACUCGACUGUCUCAGUUACGUGCACGUGCGACGAUUCACCCCCGCGCCAGGACUCAUCUUCCACUCACUCGUUGCAGGAACGAUGGUAUUAUCGGGAAACAUAGAUUCCUUGAUCGACUUUUUUUCAUUUACCGCUUGGAUCUUUUACGGUGGAGCAAUGCUCGCUUUGUUGGUGAUGCGAAGAACCAGACCAAAUCAUCCACGACCAUACAAAUGUCCGCUGGUGAUACCUGUGCUCGUACUUGGAAUUUCUGCGUACCUGAUUGUAGCGCCAAUCAUUGAUAAGCCUCAAAUCGAGUACUUGUACGCGACCGGGUUCAUAUUUGCAGGCAUGCUUGUCUACCUCCCGUUCGUUAAAUACGGAUAUGUGCCCAAAUUUAUGGAAGGAGUAAAUGCCUUUCUUCAGAUGUUACUCGAGGUAGCACCGACGGCUGCGGCCUUUGACUGACCUUGAUUGAAUCCAAGAAAUGGUUCUUUUAAUGCCAAAUCAUUCCAUAGCGGCAUAGUGAACCAUAUGUGAAUAUCUAUUUUAAAUAUGCAUAGACAAACAUGUGUAUCCUAUUAUUAAAGCUCUCAAAGCUGGCCCAAAUGAAUUCACAAACAUAAAAAUAUUAUUUUAUUACUCGUUAUUCUUCAUAUAUAACAUACAAUAUAUGGAACAUGUUAUUGUUAGACAUAAUUAAUUAAUGUUGUACAGAUUGCAAUGAAGCAACUAAAAAUAUUUUAAACACUUAUGGUUAAAAUUUCAACUUUUUUUUUUACUCAGUGUUUUCUUAUUCACUUUUCCAUAAACCUCUAAUAUACCAUCAGAUUUUUUCUUACGAG